Morchella sextelata is the source of this 792-nucleotide messenger RNA. RefSeq lists its product as uncharacterized. The transcript has 2 exons. Lineage: Eukaryota; Fungi; Ascomycota; Pezizomycetes; Pezizales; Morchellaceae. Bases 1 to 792 code for a protein of 263 amino acids. The record is from RefSeq and is a predicted model, not a curated record.
AUGUUUCAAACCAACUAUGACGCACCAAACUGGUCUGCUGUCAAUGAUCAGUUUCCGCUCUUCCCGCUGGCGCUUGAGAAUAACAGGCCAACUGAUGUUGCGGGCGGAUCGAAAAGGACUGCUUUGACCUUUGAUGAGAUUGACGAUUCCGAUGACGUGCCGGCUCGGAGGCAGCACAAGAGGCGGGGCGGGGUGGGGUUUGGGGGUAUCACCGGCGGUGGCGGGAAUAGUAGAACGGUGUGUACGUAUGUUGGUGAAAGGCUCUAUGCUGAAUGUGAGUAUGACGAUGAUGACGAGGAGGAGGAAGAGGAGGAGGAGGAGGAGGAUGAUGAUGAUGAUGAUGAUGUGAUUGAGACGGGGUUUUCUGUCGUGAAGGACGAGCCUGUGGAGAUUGAGAGUGAUACUGAAGAUGGUAAUAUGGGCGAUGAAAGUUACAAGAGAUGGACAGACGGUGAAAUGAGGGUACUUCGUGAUCUGCUGAAGGAGAGUAAGAAUGUCCAGAAAGUCUCUGUGGAUUUUGCUAGGAUUUUGGGUACUAGGAGGACUGAGGUGGCGAUAUACAAUAAGGUUUCAAAGGUGAUAUUGAGGGAGUUGGAUUUUACCUGGACAGGUGCAGACGCCGCAAUUCUUGUGCAGGCGGUUGAUAGCAUUGAUUUGAAUAGGGAGACGGCCAUUAUGAAUGAUUUUUUUAGACGGUCAAAGUCAGGAAAACGGUUUAGUAGACACCUUAUUCGAACGAAGAUCAAGACUUUCGAUAUACAGAGAAAGAGGGGGGCCGUGGAGAAAGUUUGA